Pelobates cultripes (western spadefoot toad) is the source of this 2923-nucleotide messenger RNA. NCBI's taxonomy places the organism in Eukaryota, Metazoa, Chordata, Amphibia, Anura, Pelobatidae. The record is from the annotation of a GenBank genome assembly.
AUGGACAGCGUGGGGCACCUGAAGAUUGCCGACUUUGGCUUAGCACUGGAAAACAUACGAGGAAGGAAAAAAGCCAAAGAACACGCUGGAACCCUGGGCUAUAUUGCGCCAGAGGUGAGACCAACACCAUGGCUUAUGUGCAUACAUUAAAUGGCUCUGCAGCAGUUAGGCUCGCUAUCCAUCCCAUGAGGAAUACAUUUCCAAACGAAAUCAAGAAAUUACAAGUUAUUUUUAAUGUAGUUCAGUACGUGACUGGCCUAAAGCUUCACAUCUGGGAGCACACGUGUUGUAGUGCACAUUCUGUGUGUAGUUGGGAUGACUAAAUGUAUACAACCAUCCCUUCUGAAUUCAACUAAACCAUUCACACAUUUACUCACCAAAAUAAAUAGAAGAUUAUAUGUAAACAGUUGUUUGGCGAGAGGUGGAUUUGGAUUCUCUGAGUGUGUGAAAUUCCUAAGAUAUGUUGUCAAACACUUUAGCAAGAAAGAUCCAACGCUUGGUGUUUUUUGUAAGAAAUAAACAAUUGAAUUUAGGGCUGGUGCAAGGAUUUUAUGCAUUUUGCCUACACCUCCCCCCCAAAAAUGCAUCUUCGUCUGUGUGUCUCUUAAACCCCUCUUGAAUUUCCGUUUGUCUUUCUUAACCCCUCUUACACCUCUUUAUGUUCUUACACCCCCUUUAGUCUUAUUCCCCAUUUUUCUACUUUUUAUGUCUUAUUUUCCCCUGAGCCCCUUCGUGUGUUUCUUAGUCCCACAGUCACUCUGUGUGCCAAUUCAUCACCCACAGUGCCUUUGUGUCUCUUUUUUUUCUCUUCUCCUCUGUGUGCCACUCCCCCCAGCACUUUUGUGUGUCGCUUUUCCCUCCACACCCCUGUGUGUGUUUCUUUUUUCCAAGCCUGUUUUGUGUGUCUAUUUUCACCAUCCUCUCUGUGUCUCAUCCUCCCCUUAUCCAGUCCAUUUGUAUUUCUCUUUCUCCCCCCACAGCCCCUUUCGUAUACCUCUCUUCCAGCCCCUUUUGUGUUUCUUUCUCCACUUCCCCUGUGUAUGCAGGGCCGUCUUUAAGGAGGGGCAAAAGGGGCAGCUGUGCCGGGCCCAGUUACUCCUGGGGGCACUAAGGCAGCUGCCCCAUGAGUCCCCUGCAGCACCUGAGGUAAUCAGGGGCCACAGCCCUUUAAUACUGCUCUGGACCGGGCCCUUGUAAUAUGGGGGUUGGCUGAAUACAAACACACAGCUAGCCCCUCACACACUGCCCUGUGAUCCCUUUUCUUCUCCGUGGCAUGCAGUCACUUCCUCCCAGCAAUGAUAAUCUCAUCACAGGAGGCCCUGUGACCGGGCCCCCUGACAAUCCAUCUCCUUUGGGUGGCCCUAACAGCAUGGGUCACCCAAUGGACCCCUUCAUGUGCGGCCCCGGCGGUCGAAAAAGAUGCCGGCGGGUAUCCGCAUGGCGGCCAGGCCCCCUGGAGUGACGGGCCCGGUCGCAGCUGCGACCCCUGCGACCGCGGUAUGUACACCACUGGAUUCACCACUGGUGUCUAAAAAGACACUUUUUACUUGGCAGGAUUUGAGACUUUGCUUUCUGUUAGAGUUCUUUGUACUAUCGGUUAUAUCAAUUGCUGUUUGCUUUUUGUUUUGUUAAUAAAGGUAAUUAAAAGUUUAUUUCACACACUCUUCUGUUCCUCUUUACAGCUCCUGCUGAAAGAACCUGCCAUGCGGUUGGGGAGAAAAGGCCUAAUCCGUUCUCACAGCUUCUUCCAGUCUAUUGACUGGGAGGAGUUGGAGGCCGGACGGGUAGAGCCUCCCUUCACGCUAAGUACAGUAAGUACAUCAACAGAAAAGUUAAAUAUAAAGCAGGUUAUAAAUCUGCCUAUAAAAUCUUUAAAGAGAGAAAAUGGCCAAGUGAGGUGGGUGAUACCAUUUGGUGGAUGUUGUUGUCAUGUGACCGGUGGGUUAUCUGCAGAUUCUAUAUUUCCUGCUACCUAAAGAUGUUGCUACAUAGUAAAAUGAGCUUUGCAUAAGCAUUGGAUAUUUUUUUUACCAAUACUGUACAAUCUUUGAUUAUAUCUUAAACUGGGCAUUGUGAGGAAUUUUUAGAGGAUUUUUUUUUUUAGUUUGUCCAAAAAGCCAGACUUGAAAAAAAAAAAUAUAAAUAAAAAAAUUCAGGUAUUUCUCCAGCUUUGUUGCUCUGACCCAACUUUUUUGGCAAAACCCUUAUUAAUUCUACAUUAUUCCGGGUUCAGUAAAAAAAACAAACAAAACUAUUUGUUUAAUGAAGCUCUGCUCAGCACAUAACUACAAAACAGUAAAAUAGAAGAGUGUUCCAUGCAUUGAAAAUAUCAUAAAAGAGAGAUUAUACUGAUUUCUCCUUCCGAGUUGACAGGAAAUUAGCUAUCCUUUGCUUCAUAUUUUCCCUCACCGGCCCUCCACCCGUUAAUAUUUCCUCCUUUACAUUUCUUCCUCUGACUCCUCUCCAUUUUUUAUUUUUUCAUUCCUUCUUGUUACCUCUACCCAUAUUUGUGUCCUUAAUUUCCCCUUAUGUUUUCUUUUAACUCCCAAGUGCGGCAUUAUAUAAUUUAUCUCGAUAUUGUAUAUUUCUUCCCAGCAUAUUAUAUAUAAAAAUAUGUUGAUACAUAAAUUACAAAUUUAAAGACAAACAUGCAUGGGGAAAUGUUUGAACUGGAAUGAGAAAAGACUGAAGCACAUGAUUAUGCGCUGUGCUCUGUGGUAUGCUAAAAAGUGUAUCUCUCGUCACAUUGUAGCCAUCUAUGGACGAAGUGAAAUCAGUGGUGAUGCAGGAGAAAGCCUUAUCAUCGGCAGAACCCCUGAAAACACCUGUUGGGCCAGAGAACCAGAAAUUAUUCUGUGGUUUCUCUUUUAUUAGCCCGCAAUUUAAAAUCUCAUCCCAGUCCACAGCAGCUACUCCGUUGUAG